AUGGAGUUUCAAAAGAAGGCACCUUUUGAGCCCGAGGAGUUUCCUCCGGGAUCGCCACCCGUAAUCCGCGAACGUUGCGGCGAAGUUACCUGGUUACCUAUGUGCCGCCACACAUGCACGUUUGAGACUCAGCAUUUCGACAAGAUUAUGCUCAACCUUGUUGAGAACCCAAAUCUCAACUCUAAGUGGUUGUUUCGUGCAGAUGUUCUCUUCGACGAUGACUGUCAGAACCCUGCCCCUGAAGCUGACGGUGCCAUCCAAAGCCACCCUCGGGUUCUCGACUUCCAAGGAUUCAGCCGGCAAAGAACCAUUGUGCGCCGAUUGAUACCCCGAAACACACUUCGCGAUGCUCCAUUAGACCAGACAUGCUCCUUCUAUCAAUCAAUUAGUCACGAGGAUGAAGAAGCUGACGGGGAAGCCACCCUGUCAAGAUCACUGGUCGUGUAUAUACCACAUACCUCCUCUGCUGCAGACCUACCCUUCUAUCACCCAAAGGUCAAGGGUAUCAGCCAGCUUCAUGAAUGGGAUGUAGCCACCAACACAGGCACCAUCUCCGUUCACUUUGCACUCUUUGAACCUGAGACAGGCGAGGAAGAGGUCGACCAAGUCAAAUUGGGGAGGAUCGCUUACCAUCUUCUCCAGACCAUCCACAAACAUGGUCACAGCACCGCUAGAGGCUACGUCAAAAGAGUUCAUCACGAUGUCAUUGUACCCCGAGAGAGGUUUCAGGAUAGGUACUCUGAACUCAAAAACAAAUACGCCAGAGCUCUUGUCAAGUCCUGGCUUGAGACUACAGAUCCUGCAAAACAUGUGUUCGAGGAUCUGGGUAUCGCAGCAUUUCUGAUUGAGCUAUGGAAAGAGAUGUACCACGAUGGGGACUUUCCAGGGUUUGUGGACAUCGGCUGCGGAAAUGGGUUACUGGUUCAUAUCCUUAGGAUGGAAGGAUAUGUUGGUUGGGGUUUCGAUGCCCGCGAGCGAUCACUCUCUGGUAACUCCCUUCAGAGAUUGCUCUUACUUCCCAGUGUCAUUCCCAAGAAGGCGGCGAGUGAUGAUACUAGAGUAGUCAACUCUGAAGACAUUCAUGACGGCCUCUUCCCCAAAGGCACAUUCAUAAUUUCUAACCACGCCGACGAGCUGACACCUUGGACACCAAUUCUUGCCGCCAUAUCUCAAUGCCCGUUCAUCAUGAUACCAUGUUGCAGCCACAAUCUUACAGGAGACAGAUGGCGAGCACCUCCGCCCCGAGACAAGACCAAAUCAAAAAGCUUGGUCGGCCGAGAGAACACAAGGCAGGUUGAAGAGGUCGAUAUACACGGGAUACUGCAGAAGUACGGAGGAGUACAAGGGUAUUACGACAAUGUUGUCAAGCUGCUCAAAUCGUCCCCCAGAGGACACUGA
Molecule: messenger RNA, 1398 nt
Organism: Fusarium oxysporum Fo47
Lineage: Eukaryota; Fungi; Ascomycota; Sordariomycetes; Hypocreales; Nectriaceae
Product: tRNA (uracil) methyltransferase
Exons: 3
Coding region: 1-1398 (465 amino acids)
Biological process (GO): tRNA methylation
Molecular function (GO): tRNA (uridine) methyltransferase activity
Source: RefSeq, a predicted model, not a curated record